AUGGUAGAUCUUAUCUGUCUUGUAAUAAUUUGAAGGUCAUAAGUUCAUUUCUUCUAAGGUAAUCAUAUGCUGAAUAAUGUUUAAGUAACAUGCUUUAAACGAGACAUAAGUGCUUGAGUGCUGGAAAAAACAAGUCCUCAUUAAGCACAACACAUUGUAAAGGCAUAUAUGUAUAAUAUCUUAAACAAUGCUUUUUCCUCUAUGUAUAUAUAACAAUACGUACCUUGUAUAUACCCCCACAACAAUUCUUAAUCUCACAAUCCUUUAAUCCAAAAAAAUGAACACCAAUUCAAGAACCAUAUUCUUUUGGAUAUCUGUCACUACCAUUGCUCUUCUUUCCAUCAUACUUUCUUUCUACAACACUAACUCAACCAUAACUACUGCCAUCUCUUUACCUGGCUUUCAAGUCACUUUUAUCAAAAGGGUCGUUGAGAAUAGUGGAAUUUAUGAGUUAUUCUCUUUCAUAACCCAAAUCUCCGGUCAUCACCAUCAUCACCACCACCACCAUCAUCACCACCAUCAUCACCAGAAGGCCACCUGUGUCAACAAGUGGAACUCUUGUCUUGUAUCAGAAUACCGGGUGUCACUUGUUUUGACCGUUGACCAAGAGGGUUGUGGGAACUUCAGCAGUUUACAACAGGCAGUUGAUGCUGUUCCUGAUUCUAGCGUUGGUGCGACUCUUAUCAUUCUUGAUUCAGGAACAUACAGGGAGAAAGUGACAGUGAACCAGAGUAAAAGCAAUUUGAUAAUUCAAGGCCAGGGUUAUCUCAACACAGAGAUCACAUGGAACGACACUGCAAAUUCAACUGGAGGCACUGUUUACAGCUCGACAGUUUCCAUUUUUGCUCAAAAGUUCACUGCUUACAACAUCAGCUUCAAGAACACAGCUCCUCCCCCAAACCAAGGCGCAGUUGGAGGACAAGCAUUGGCACUAAGAAUUGCAGGUGAUCAAGCAGCUUUUUAUGGGUGUGGGUUUUAUGGAGCUCAAGAUACUCUUCAUGAUGAUCGAGGAAGACAUUACUUCAAAGAGUGUUUCAUUGAAGGAUCGAUAGAUUUUAUUUUCGGAAAUGGUAGAUCACUUUAUGAGGAUUCUACACUGAACUCCAUAGCCAGUGAUGCCACGAAUGAUGGUGGGAUUACCGGAGCAAUAACAGCACAAGGGAGGAGCUCCGAGAAUGAAAAAACCGGGUUUUCGUUUGUGUCUUGUAGAAUAGGAGGAAGUGGUAGGGUUUGGCUUGGAAGGGCGUGGGGUCCUUAUGCAACUGUGGUGUUCUUGAAAACCUACAUGUCUCAAGUUGUUUCUUCUGAUGGAUGGAAUGACUGGAGAGAUUCCUCUAGAGACCAGACUGUUUUUUAUGGAGAAUAUGGGUGCUCGGGUCCUGGAGCAAAUAGCACAUCUAGGGUCUCAUAUGCAAAACAACUAAGUGCAGAAGAAGCGAAUCCAUUCAUGGAUAUCUCCUUCAUUGAUGGAAAGGAAUGGUUAUCAGAGUCAAAGUUGGUCAACACCAUUUAAGACAAGUCGUAAACGUUAUUAAUAUAGUGGUGUUAAUACGACAUGCAGUAAUAAGCGAUCGAGGAUUACAGAACAAGUGAGAGACAUCCAUCAAUUUAUUAAUAAAGUAGUUUCAUAUCAUAUUGUUCAUAUCACGUCAGCGUUUUUUUUUUGUUGGGUGAAACAAAAUCAUUACUUAGAUAUUGUUGAUAAUGAUAUUGCAUACCCAAAGAUCAGUAACGAAUUUGAUACAUUAACAUAAUUUAUAAAAUAAUUUCUGCUAC
Lactuca sativa (garden lettuce) is the source of this 1776-nucleotide messenger RNA. Its product is annotated as putative pectinesterase 14. Gene Ontology annotation, biological process: cell wall modification; pectin catabolic process. The record is from RefSeq and is a predicted model, not a curated record. NCBI's taxonomy places the organism in Eukaryota, Viridiplantae, Streptophyta, Magnoliopsida, Asterales, Asteraceae. Gene Ontology annotation, molecular function: pectinesterase activity.